ACUAUUAGGAGUAUUGAACCUACCUAUGUAAUUGUAACAUUUUACAGAUUUAUGUUUUUCUACAAUAUUUAUUUUUAAUUGAAAGGCUACGGGCGCUAUCUACUUUUUAAUAGUAAAACUAAUCGGUAACGUGAUCAAAGCAAUGUUUACAUUGUAUUUGUGUAAUGUGUAGACUUGGCAAAAGAUAAUAAAUUAAAUUUACAGAAAAUAUCUGUAGUCCUAUAAUAUCUACACGUAUUAAAUGAUCACGAUUACAAUUUAUAUUGCUUAAAAUGGCACAGCGGAAAGUAGCUCUUAUUACUGGAAUAAAUGGACAAGAUGGCUCUUAUUUAUCGGAAUUCCUAUUGAACAAAGGCUACGAGGUGCACGGGAUAAUUCGUCGAGCAAGUAGUUUCAACACUAGUCGAAUUGACCACCUUCAUUCGGAUCCUUAUGCCCACAGAGGUGGUCAAUUUCAUUUACAUUAUGGAGACAUGACUGAUUCUAGUUGCCUAGUGAAAAUUAUAGGCAAGAUAAAACCAACUGAAAUUUAUAAUUUAGCAGCUCAAAGUCACGUUAAAGUUUCUUUUGAUCUAAGUGAAUAUACUGCGGAAGUUGACGCAGUUGGCACUUUGAGGCUACUUGACGCUAUUAGGACAUGUGGCCUUGAAAAAUUAACAAAAUUUUAUCAGGCCUCCACUUCAGAGUUGUACGGAAAAGUUGCUGAAAUUCCGCAAACUGAAAAAACACCGUUUUAUCCCAGAUCUCCUUAUGCAUGUGCCAAGUUGUACGCAUAUUGGAUUGUAGUAAACUAUAGAGAAGCCUACGAUAUGUUCGCCUGCAAUGGUAUUUUGUUCAACCAUGAGAGUCCCAGAAGAGGAGAGACAUUCGUCACGAGAAAAAUUACCAGGGAAGUUGCAAAAAUUCAUCUGGGCCUUUCUGAAUGUCUUGAACUAGGUAAUUUGGAUUCGAAAAGGGACUGGGGUCACGCUAAAGAUUACGUAGAGGCUAUGUGGCUUAUGCUGCAACAAGACUCUCCCGAAGACUAUGUCAUAGCAUCUGGAAAAACGCACAGCGUCAAAGAGUUUGUCGAAGCCGCUUUCGGACACGUUGGAAAGGAAAUAGUUUGGGAAGGCAAAGGCACCCAGGAAGUUGGUAAAGAAAAGGAAACGGGAGUGGUUAGGGUUAAAAUCAAUCCUAAGUAUUUCCGACCGACGGAAGUAGACCUUCUACUUGGCGACGCCUCAAAAGCUAAAGCAAAGUUCAAUUGGUCGCCUAAAGUUUCUUUUCCUGAGUUGGUUAAGGAUAUGAUGGAAUCAGACAUUGAACUGAUGAAGAAAAAUCCCAUGGCAUAAUUUUUUUAAAUCUCUAUAUAUUUUUUGCUACUAUUAUUUCACGUGUACAUUUAUUUUCAUGUACAUCUUAUCCCAUGGCAUAAUUUUUUAAAACUAUAUUUAUCUUGCUACUCUACUUCACAUGUAAUAUAUUUCGUAUAGAUACGUGGUGCAUUCCAUUACUGUAUAUUCUUAUAUUUAAAGAUAAGUGUUUUUCAGCCAGUAAAAUUGUGCUCUCGGCAUAGAUAAACCUCGUAUAAAAAUAUGCAAUUUCUCUUUUAUCUGCAGGGUGUUGAGAUUCUAUCCAGAACAUCCUUGUCAAAUUUGAGUUCGUCGUCCGAUUUCGAUGAUUAUUUUUUUAUAGAUAUACAUUGUCCUAAAUCAUCUGCAGAACCAAAUAUCGUAGUGAUGGUGCCACUACGGGGCCUGCUAUGAUUUUUUUUGAGAGGUGUUUUUGUGUGAAAUUGCGAAAUUUUCCAUAAAUUUGAGAGGGGUGUUCUGGAUCAAAUAUGAACACCCCGUAUUUAAGACAUGCAUAUAUAAAAGUAUUAUAACCCCUACGAAUUUUUUGUUACGUUUAUGAUAUUGUAAAUAAAUGAUUGUGUAAAUAAAUAAUCAUAGUUU
Molecule: messenger RNA, 1937 nt
Organism: Anoplophora glabripennis (Asian longhorned beetle)
Lineage: Eukaryota; Metazoa; Arthropoda; Insecta; Coleoptera; Cerambycidae
Gene: Gmd
Product: GDP-mannose 4,6 dehydratase
Exons: 5
Coding region: 273-1334 (353 amino acids)
Biological process (GO): GDP-mannose metabolic process
Molecular function (GO): GDP-mannose 4,6-dehydratase activity
Source: RefSeq, a predicted model, not a curated record